AUGGGGAACCCUCCCGAGCAGUCCGGAUUCGCGCGCCUGCGGCACGCGGCGUUCCUGGAGUCCAUGGCGACGGACCUGCCCCGGAACUACGCCACGCAGGAGGUCAACCACCUCACCCUCGCCUACUUCGCCGUCGCCGGCCUCUCCCUCGUCCGGGAGCUCCACCUGGUUGACAAGGAUCAAAUUACCAAAUGGAUUUUGACUUUUCAAGUACAUCCCGAGGCACAUGACGACUUAGACAAUGGGCAAUUUUAUGGAUUUUGUGGCUCUAGAACAACGCAGUAUCCCUCCAAUAAUCUGAAGGACCCUUCCCAUAAUGGGAGUCAUCUAGCAAGCACUUAUUCUGCCCUUGCUAUAUUGAAGAUUGUAGGUUAUGAUGUACUAAACAUUGAUAGCAAGGCUCUUCUACAUUCGAUGAAGAAGCUCCAGCAACCAGAUGGAAGCUUCAUGCCCACUCAUAUUGGUGCAGAAACAGACCUACGCUUUGUAUACUGUGCUGCUGCGAUCUGUUCAAUGCUAAAAGACUGGACAGGAAUGGACAAGGAAAAGGCCAAGGAGUACAUUCUUAACUGCCAGUCAUAUGAUGGUGGCUUUGGCAUGGUUCCUGGUUCAGAGUCUCAUGGUGGAGGGACUUUCUGUGCUGUUGCAGCUCUAUAUCUGAUGGGUUUCAUUCAAGUUGAUUUGACAUCAAACUUGAGAGAAUCUGGAUCGAUUGAUGUACAAUUGCUCCUGGAGUGGUGUCUUCAGAGGCAAGCAGCAGAUGGGGGGUUCCAGGGGAGAAGAAACAAGCCUGCCGAUACAUGCUAUGCUUUCUGGGUUGGAGGCGUCCUGAAGAUCAUUGGCGCCUACCACUUGAUUGAUCAGAGUGCUCUGCGGGAAUUUUUGCUCACUUGCCAAUCACCUUAUGGAGGCUUUACGAAAUUCCCGGACGACGGAUUCCCAGACAUCUACCAUUCUUACUACGGGCUCGCCGCCCUCUCCUUGCUUGAAGAGGAAGAGGUCGAACCGCUCUGUGCCGAACUGGGGAUCAUGUCUGCUGCAUUGUAGCCAAGGAUAGGUCCUCCUCCUGCUGCUGUUGUAUCUAUUUAGUUAAACAAUGUUUUGGGUUGACAGAUAUUGUAAUUUAUACCAGUACAGCAUGUGGCUGAAACUGAAAACAAGGAAGUAAUUUUUGCAUGGAAGUUUUAGCUAGUUGAUCUGUUCUGCUUUCGUUGUGUGUUUUGUGCUGGCGGUCAGAAUAUUCUCAUCAUGCAACAUUAUCCCUGUUAAUCUAUCUGACCAUGGAUAAGAGAGCAAAAAGCAAAACA
Molecule: messenger RNA, 1307 nt
Organism: Brachypodium distachyon (stiff brome)
Lineage: Eukaryota; Viridiplantae; Streptophyta; Magnoliopsida; Poales; Poaceae
Product: geranylgeranyl transferase type-1 subunit beta
Exons: 11
Coding region: 1-1047 (348 amino acids)
Biological process (GO): protein geranylgeranylation
Cellular component (GO): CAAX-protein geranylgeranyltransferase complex
Molecular function (GO): CAAX-protein geranylgeranyltransferase activity
Source: RefSeq, a predicted model, not a curated record